Leguminivora glycinivorella is the source of this 612-nucleotide messenger RNA. RefSeq lists its product as uncharacterized. Gene Ontology annotation, biological process: mitochondrial respirasome assembly; regulation of oxidative phosphorylation; mitochondrial electron transport, cytochrome c to oxygen. NCBI's taxonomy places the organism in Eukaryota, Metazoa, Arthropoda, Insecta, Lepidoptera, Tortricidae. Bases 114 to 404 code for a protein of 96 amino acids. The record is from RefSeq and is a predicted model, not a curated record. The transcript has 3 exons.
AAUAAAUAUUUUUUUAUUUGACAAAUUGACAUUGUUCAAACUAAAAUUCAAUGUAAUACAUUGAGUGUCACGGAAAAUCAAAUUAGCAAUUUUAUAUUUUUAUUAUACGAAAGAUGAAUAUCCUCGCUCGAAUGCGGAUUAUUCCGCGGUAUGUGAUGACCGCCAAGCCCAUGGCUCGUGCGAUAUCUACGACCCCCUACUUGCGAGAAUCAGCGGCUCUUACAAAAUUGAGGAAGUUACAAGCAGACUUUCAAUGCGACGACGGCAAACCAAUCUGGCUGAAACGAGGCUUUACUGACAGACUCCUGUACACCUCUACUAUCGUUGGCUGUGGUCUGGGGAUUUUUCUGGUCAUCCUGACCUUAUAUGAUCAUGCUAAGCCUGAGAGCUGGAAAGUCAAGUGACUUUAAAGUUACAUUAAUUCAAUAAGCAGUGUUUGUUAUUCAUAGGUUGUAAUGUCUCAAUUUAGGUUUUUGUUGAUUGACAAAAUUUAUAGGAGAGUUCCCUGUCCCCCUGUAACUUAAUUUUUUGUGGAAUUUCUGUAAAAUUUUCAGUGAAACGUGCAAUUUUAAUUUACACAUGCUAGCUCAAAACUAUAUUAUUCUACCUAUU